This is a messenger RNA of Eruca vesicaria subsp. sativa (arugula), 1568 nucleotides long. The record is from the annotation of a GenBank genome assembly. Lineage: Eukaryota; Viridiplantae; Streptophyta; Magnoliopsida; Brassicales; Brassicaceae.
UGACCUCCUCCCGUCUCUUUUCAAUUUCUGAGUAAUCCAGAUUUUUAUUUUUUUCUCAAUAAUCCGUCGUUUCUCGUUUUGAUUUGAAUCUGAUACAAACAAAAACACCGGUAAACACGUGAACGUCAAGUCUCCUGUUUUGUUUCCAGAACAACAAAUAGAUCCAAAAAGAGCAAAAUCAUCAUCUGACUACAAAGUGAAAAAACAAAAGGCAACAAAGUUUUUGAAUUAAGGAAUUGGAAUCACCAUGGCUCCUGGAGGCAGUGCUUUGAAAGAAGUCCUUGAAUCUACUUCAACGGGAAUGGACUACGAGGUUAAAAUUGCCAAAGUGGAAUCUAACAAUACUAGUAACAAACCUACAAAGUCAAGCAGCGCAGGUGUUGGUAAAUAUGGGAUGCAUUCAAACAAUGGUGUCUACGAGCUUCUUGAAUGUCCUGUGUGUACAAAUCUAAUGUACCCUCCAAUUCAUCAGUGUCCAAAUGGCCAUACCUUAUGUUCAAACUGCAAAGCGAGAGUACAGAACACUUGUCCUACAUGUCGUUACGAGCUUGGUAACAUAAGAUGCUUAGCUCUCGAGAAAGUUGCAGAGUCCUUGGAAGUUCCAUGCCGGUACCAGAGUUUAGGGUGUCAUGAUAUUUUCCCUUACUACAGCAAGCUUAAGCACGAGCAGCACUGCAGGUUUAGGCCUUACGCUUGUCCUUAUGCUGGCUCUGAGUGUUCGGUUACAGGGGAUAUCCCCACACUAGUUGUUCAUUUGAAAGAUGAUCAUAAAGUGGAUAUGCAUGACGGCUGCACUUUCAACCACCGUUAUGUCAAGUCAAAUCCACAUGAAGUCGAGAAUGCUACAUGGAUGCUUACGGUGUUCAACUGUUUUGGGAGACAGUUCUGUUUACACUUUGAAGCGUUCCAGCUGGGGAUGGCUCCAGUGUACAUGGCAUUCCUUCGUUUCAUGGGAGAUGAAAACGAGGCGAAGAAGUUCAGUUACAGCUUGGAAGUAGGAGCUCAUGGACGUAAACUAACAUGGCAAGGGAUCCCUAGAAGUAUCCGUGACAGUCACAGGAAAGUUAGGGACAGUCAAGACGGUCUCAUCAUCCCAAGAAACCUUGCACUCUACUUCUCUGGAGGUGAUAGGCAAGAACUCAAAUUAAGAGUGACCGGUCGAAUCUGGAAAGAAGAGUAAACGAAGCAACAAAGAACUGAUUGAAGAUUUGAUGUACAUAAGAAGAAGUCUCUCAUGUAGAGCUAAUGAUCAUAUGGAAGUAUGUUUUAAUGGAUUCUUUUCCAAUGGGGAUGAAGAUGAUGAUGAUUAUCUUCUAUGAUGAAUCAGUUUGGAGGGAGCCAUUGUUACCAUCUCUGUACUUUUUGGUUUCUUUUGUUGUUGGGUCUGUGUGGUUUCAGACAGGGAAUGUUGGAAAAGACACAUGAUUUUUGGCUAUGUUCUUGUUGUAAAACCAUGUCCGAAACAGUUUGGUGCAUUUUUUUUCUUUGUUUAAUGUUUACAGUGGUGAUUUUGAUGCAAGAACAUCACUGGAACCUUUGUAGAGCCUACAUGGCUACAUAGAUGUCAG